AAAAGUGGAAACAAAAUAUUUCCAAAUGAAAAUUUUCUCAAAAGUGGAAACAAAAUAUUUCCAAAUAUUUUCAUAAAUACACUUCCCAUAUUUUUGGAACUAUCCAUUCUGCAGAUUGUAGAUUUUGAGUAAUGUGUAGAUUAUUUGUUCUACAUAUUUUCGAAUGAUAGAUUAAGCGUAAAAUGUGUAUUCAAAAUAUUUUUAGAUUACUAAUAUUUUCGUAAAUCACUUAUUCUAAUCUUAAUAGAUUUAAUGAUAAACAUGGAUGACUUAUUUUAAUCAUAGUAGAUUUAACGAAAAACGUGGGAAAAUGAGAACCACAUAAAGUCUUAAUAGAUUUAAUGACAAAGAAAUUAUGGAAAGACUUGGGGAACAUGGCUACUCAUCUUAGUUAUAUGUGUCCAUUUCGUUGGUAAGCAAAAAUAUUAAAAUAAAUAUGACUCGGGAAAAUGAGAACCAUAUAAAGGGAAAAGUAGAUAUGGAAAGACUUGAGGAACAAGGCUAUUCAUCUUAUAUUAAAUGGAGUCAUUACCAAAGUUUCAACUAGAGAUUUUUGCAUUACUAGAAGAAGAAAAAAGCACACUAUGAGUUCUCUACUUCUCAGCCGUCUCUCUAGGCUCUGUCUGAGGAAACCACCUAAGCUAGGAGUUAAAUACCUAUGCGGCGCUCGAUUCCUGUCAGAAACCUCUAUUUGCCGCAUCGUACGCGCUGAUCAUUGGCAGUAUAGUUCGAGGGAUGAGAGUGUCGGCAAACUUGUGAUUCACAAUGUUAAUGCUUCGGACUCUGAGGACGACGAGGUUUUGGAAAAGAUGGUGCCCAUGGAGUUGAUGACAGGAUCAGGAACGAUAGGAGCAUCCCAUGGGUGGGUAGCUACUUUUAAAGAGAGCAUAGUGUGUCUUCAAGACGAUCUAAACCCGAGAGCGUCUAACUCAGAUCCGAAGCGAAUCUCUCUGCCUCGUCCCCAAACGCUGCCUCAUUGCCAAACCCAACUGGUAACCAACGUGGCAAUGUCCUCCUCUUCUCCUGAGGACGAUGACUGCAUUGUGGCCGUCAAAUUCGUUGGACCUCAACUCAGCCUGUGUAGGCCUGCUGAAAAGAGUAAAAAGUGGGUCAACAUCAGAAUCGAAGACCCGGGCUUCUUCAACUCCCGUGUGAUGUACUCAAAGAGAGAUAAGAUGUUCUCCAUGCUGGAUUGUGUAGGCACACACAUAGGAUACUGGGAUCUUGAAAAACACAGAUCGCGUAACUUGGGGAGUUUUUCCUACUACUACGAAGAGUUUGUGCAGUCGCAGUUGCAGCAGCUGUCUCAGUGUUACAGGACCGAACACUUGGUGGAGGCACCCACAGGUGAAACUUUUAUUGUUAAGUGGUACUCAGAUCUCCUGUGGGGGAGCGAGGGCAAUUUUGGUAAUCCGCGUUGGCAGCGUUUCAUGGUGUUCAAGAUACGAUAUGAUCAAAUUUGCACCGCCGUUUCCACUAAGGACAUUGGAGAUCUCUGUAUUUUUCUCUCCACCAAAGGCGAACCUUUCUCUGUAAAGGCUAGCUUGUAUGGCCUUAACCCAAACUACAUCUAUUACGUGGGCCACUUUAACUUCGGAAAAGUCAAUAUCCGCGAUAAUGUCUGGGUUGGUGGACAUGGCUUUUCCCCUGCCCCUUACUUCAUUCCACCUCAAUCCUCUUAAUUGUGUUUCUUUAUUUUUUCGCAUUUGGAUUACAAUGGAAACUCACUCGCACUUCUAUUGUAUAGUCUGACUUUACUUUUAAAAGUUAUGUGGAGUUUGAGCAUCACAAUUAUACAACAACUCUUCCUAUUUUGAUUGAGAUUGUUGUUAGUUAAUUAAUUAUAUGUAUGACAAAUGUUAUGAGAGCUAAGUCA
Molecule: messenger RNA, 1876 nt
Organism: Brassica rapa (field mustard)
Lineage: Eukaryota; Viridiplantae; Streptophyta; Magnoliopsida; Brassicales; Brassicaceae
Source: RefSeq, a predicted model, not a curated record